Parnassius apollo (apollo) is the source of this 1224-nucleotide messenger RNA. Lineage: Eukaryota; Metazoa; Arthropoda; Insecta; Lepidoptera; Papilionidae. The record is from the annotation of a GenBank genome assembly.
AUGGCAGGAAAAACCCUUAUGAAAUCUGCAAAAUCUGCGUUGUCCAGGUUACAAUGUGCAAAGUCAACAGUAACUCAAAUGCGCUCGUUCACGAGUCGGCUGAACGAACAGCAGCAGGCUAUCCAGGAGCUGGCUAGGAAUUUUGCCAAUGAACAACUCAAGCCCAACGCCUCCAAACUUGAUUUGGAGGGACGAUUUCCAUUUGACCAUAUCAAAAACCUCACUCAUCUGGGUUUAAUGGGUGCUGCGGUCGAUGAGGAGUAUGGAGGGCGAGGGUUGGACUACCUCUCACUCGCUGUUGCAGUCGAAGAACUGUCGCGUGGAUGUGCUAGCACUGGCAUGAUCAUGUGUUUACACAACUUCCUCUAUGCCAACCUUGUUAAUGAGAAAGGAACUCCGGAACAGAAGGAAAUAUUCUUGCGGGAUUUCACUAAGGGUGCCAUCGGGUGUUUCGCUCUCAGUGAACCAGACGCUGGUAGUGAUGUUGCCAGUAUAAAAACAACGGCUACACCUGACGGCGACUACUGGAUACUAAACGGCAAAAAGAGUUGGCUGAGUUCUGCGAUCGAAGGUUCUGCCGUGGCUGUCUUCGCUACCUUCGACCCUUCUCUUCGACACAAAGGAUUGGCAUGUUUCCUGGUCCCCAUGGAUGCAGAAGGAGUAUUCAGAGGGAAAAAAGAGCCGCUUAUGGGCGUUAGGGCUGUGACCGCAUGCGAUAUGACGCUCGAGGAAGUAAGAAUACCGCGGAGUUACAUGGUGGGGAAGGCUGGAGAGGGAUUCAAGAUAGCUAUGGAGCAGUUGGAUCAGGCGAGGAUUGGCGUUGCUGCUCAUGCCGUGGGCAUUGCACAAGCCGCUUUGGAUACAGCUAUGAGCUAUGCUAAAGAAAGAGAGGCUUUCGGCAAAAAUUUAACAAGGCUGCCUUCUGUAAAGGACCGUCUGACAGACAUGUGCAUUAUGAUUGAGAUGGCGCGUCUACUGACGUACCGAGCCGCAACCGACGUGUGCACCAAGCACAGCUCAAUGGCGAAGUACGUAGCGGGGAAGAACGCAGCCGCUGUGGCCGACCAUUGUGUCCAGAUAUUAGGCGGACGUGGUCUUUCCACAAAUUAUGAUGCUGAGAGGCACUACAGAGAUGCAAGAGGCACUCAAAUAUACGGUGGAGUGACGGAUAUACAGAAGCGGCUCGUCGGACACUUUUUACUGAAGGAGCAUGAGGCUCUCUGA